GAGAACUAGCUCUGGAAGUGGAGUAUGUACGAGGACUCCACGGUGGCUAACUGCAGUUAGACAUUCCGACAACCCUUAGUUUUUCGUCAUGCAGGGAUACAUACCGAAAUAGUUCUGUAGUGCAUAGGAGAAGAGCUGAUUGUAUAACGUUUUUAAACUGUUCAUCGCUCAAGCUAUUUUGGAGAACGCCAUACUCUGUCAAUUUGCUUAUGACAGUGAUGCAAUUACAAAAUCCAUGUAAUUUGAGUGUUUCAAAUGUUGGAUUUUAAACACUUUCGACUGUUUUGGAAACACAUUUUUUAAAAUUUAAGCAUAGCACAUCGGAGCGCCCAAAAAGAGAAGGGAGGGGGGCAAGAAAACGCCCUGUUGCUGAAUCUUCUUAAAAUUCCAACUUAAUCGCGGUGUGGAUCACAGAGAACAGUCAUAUGGAAUAUGGUACUAUAAAUGUCUAUCUUGAUUUGCGUUCAACUAAAUCUCCGGACUAAUUGGCAAAUUUGCGGAGCUGCGCUUCUCCGUUUAUGGUGGAUAUAUUUUUUUUCUUCUACAUUGUGGAUACUGCAAUUCCGAGGCGAUUAUAGGAGGCUGCUAGGCCCACGGCCAUUGCCCAAGAACAAAAAGACUUUUCCCCAUGUAAACCCAAACAGUUCUCAUAAGGCUCGUCUUAUAUGUAAAAGAAACGGGCAUUAAUCAAUCGCAAAAAUGUCACUUGGUGCAGAGAGAAGGAUGGAAAACCGGUUGAAAAAGCUGGAGGCCAUGAUCAAAGAUCCAAGAUCUGCGAUAAACUUGGAAAGUUUACUCGAUUCUAUCAAUGCCUUCGUUCUAGAUCUGGACUACCCUGCCCUACGGAAAAACAAAAACGUAGAAACCUUUUUACACAGAUAUGAGAAGGUGAUGGGGCACCUACGGGACUUUCAGAUGAAGUCUGACGACUUUGACAGGGUGAAGGUGAUCGGCAGAGGGGCGUUUGGGGAGGUUCAGCUGGUUCGACACAAAGCCUCUCAGAAAGUGUACGCCAUGAAGCUGCUGAGCAAGUUUGAGAUGAUAAAACGUUCAGACUCUGCCUUUUUCUGGGAGGAGAGGGAUAUUAUGGCCUUCGCCAACAGUCCAUGGGUCGUACAAUUGUGCUGUGCCUUCCAAGACGACCGUUACCUUUACAUGGUGAUGGAGUACAUGCCUGGAGGGGACCUGGUGAACCUCACCAGUACCUACGAUGUGCCUGAGAAGUGGGCCCGGUUCUACACGGCCGAGGUGGUCAUGGCACUGGAUGCCAUCCACUCCCUGGGUUUCAUCCACCGCGACGUCAAGCCUGACAACAUGCUCCUGGACCGCCACGGACACCUCAAACUGGCCGACUUCGGAACCUGCAUGAAGAUGGACUCUACUGGGAUGGUGCACUGUGACACGGCGGUUGGCACUCCAGACUACAUCUCUCCAGAGGUUCUGAAGUCGCAGGGUGGAGAUGGUUACUACGGACGGGAGUGUGACUGGUGGUCUGUAGGGGUCUUCAUCUUUGAGAUGCUAGUCGGUGACACACCAUUCUAUGCCGACUCCCUUGUUGGAACAUACAGCAAGAUCAUGGAUCACAAGAAUUCCCUCAACUUUCCAGAUGACGUAGAGAUCUCCAAAGACGCCAAAAACCUUAUCUGUGCCUUCCUGACAGACAGGGAGGUGCGACUGGGCCGCAACGGGGUGGAGGAGAUCAAACGACACCCCUUUUUCAAGAAUGACCAAUGGAACUUCGACAGCAUCAGAAAUACGGCGGCUCCUGUGGUUCCAGAGUUGAGCAGUGACAUUGACACUAGCAACUUUGAUGAGAUAGAAGAUGACAAGGGUGACGUGGAGACCUUUCCUACUCCUAAGGCUUUUGUGGGAAACCAGCUUCCUUUCGUCGGCUUCACAUACUUCAAGGAAGACCAGUUGCUAAGCGGUGUGAAUAACUCUACAGUUGUGACCGUGAACUCAACAGCCUUGAAAGGAGAGUCGGCCAAGCUACAGAAGAAACUCCACCAGCUGGAAGAGCAGCUCAAUAAUGAGAUGCAGACCAAAGAUGAGCUGGAACACAAGUGCAGAACGUCCACCAGUCGUCUAGAGAAAAUCUCCAAAGAACUCGAUGAAGAGACGAGUAGCAGAAAGGCCCUGGAGUCGAGUCUCAGGCAGCUGGAGAGAGAGAAGGCUCUACUGCAGCACAAGACUGUGGAGAGCCACCGCAAGGCCGAAAGCGAGGCCGACCGGAAACGCUGCCUGGAGAACGAGGUCAACAGCCUCCGAGACCAGCUGGACGAUAUGAAGAAAAGAAAUCAGAACUCGCACAUAUCCAACGAGAAGAACAUUCACUUACAAAGACAGCUGGACGAGGCCAAUGCUCUAUUGCGUGCGGAGCAGGAGGCGGCUACGCGGCUGAGGAAGGCCCAGACGGAGGCAGGCAAGCAACUGCAGGCUCUGGAGGCCGGGGGCAGAGAGCUGCAGGACAAGUGCUGCCUGCUGGAGCGCUCCAAGCUCACUCUGGAGAAGGAGUGUAUCGGGCUGCAGGCAGCACUGGAGGCUGAGAGGAGAGAGCACAGCCAGGGCUCAGAGACCAUCGCAGACAUGCAGGGGCGAAUCUCCGGGCUGGAGGAUGAGGUUCGGCAGGUGAGACAAGCCCUAUCCAAAGCAGAGACAGAGAAAAGACUACUACAGGAGAAACUCACCGACCUGGAGAAGGAGAAGAGCAGCAAGGAGAUAGACAUGACGUACAAGCUGAAGGUGUUGCAGCAGGGGCUGGAGCAGGAGGAGGCGUCGCACAAAGCCACCAAGGCACGGCUCGCAGACAAGAGCAAGAUUGAGUCGAUCGAGGGCGCCAAGUCUGAGGCCAUGAAGGGUAAGGCCCUUCCUGAGUUAUCAGACAUGGAGCAGAAGCUGCAGGAGGAGAGGGCGUCCAAGCUGCGUGUGGAGAACAGGAUGUUGGAGCUGGAGAAACACAGCAGCAUGCUGGAUUGUGACUACAAGCAGUCCCUACAGAAACUGGAUGAGCUCCGCAGGCACAAGGAGAGGCUCACCGAGGAGGUGAAGAACCUAACUUUGAAGAUCGAGCAGGAGACCCAGAAGCGCAGUCUGACCCAGAAUGACCUGAAGGCCCAGAACCAGCAGCUCAACACCCUGAGGACCUCUGAGAAGCAGCUGAAACAGGAGGCUAAUCACCUGCUGGAAAUCAAACGCAGCCUGGAGAAACAAAACCAGGAGCUACGCAAAGAAAGGCAGGACUCGGACGGCCAAAUGAAGGAACUUCAGGACCAGCUAGAGGCUGAGCAGUAUUUUUCGACGCUGUAUAAGACCCAGGUGCGAGAGUUGAAGGAGGAAUGUGAAGAGAAGAGCAAGCUCUACAAGGACAUGCAGCAAUCCCUUCAGGAGUUACAAGAGGAGAGGGACUCCCUGGCGGCGCAGCUGGAGAUCACGCUGACCAAGGCGGACUCGGAGCAGCUGGCUCGCUCCAUCGCUGAGGAGCAGUACUCCGACCUGGAGAAGGAGAAAAUCAUGAAGGAGCUGGAGCUCAAAGAGAUGAUGGCUCGGCACAAGCAGGAGCUGGUCGAGAAGGACAUUACCAUUGGCUCGCUGGAGGAGGCCAACCGAACCCUCACUAGCGAUGUGGCCAACUUAGCCAAUGAGAAAGAGGAGCUCAACAACAAACUCAAGGAGACACUUGAAGAGCUGCAGACGUCCAAGGAUGAUGAGCAGCAGAUGAGCCAGAUGAAGCUCACGUUUGAGAAGCAGCUCCAGUCAGAGAGAACACUAAAGACCCAGGCUGUGAACAAGCUGGCGGAGAUCAUGAACAGGAAGGAGGUACGUGCAGCAGGCAGUCGGCGCGGCAAUGACACCGAUGUGCGCAGGAAGGAGAAGGAGAACAGGAAGUUGCAGCUGGAGCUGAGGUCAGAGAAGGAGAAACUCAACUCCACCAUCAUCAAGUACCAAAGAGAGAUCAACGACAUGCAGGCGCAAAUAGCAGAUGAGAGUCAGGUACGCAUCGAGCUGCAGAUGGCCCUGGACAGUAAGGACAGUGACAUUGAGCAGCUACAUAACCUCCUCAGCUCCGCCAACGUCUCCUCCCUAGAAUCAGCCAGCCUCAGCAGUGGACCAGACUUUGACGCGGAUGACGCCUACACAGAAAUGAGACUGGCGGGAUGGCUCUCGCUGCCUGUGAGGAACAACACCAAGAAGUUUGGAUGGGAGAGAAAGUAUGUGGUUGUGAGCAGCAAGAAGAUUCUGUUCUAUAACAGCGAACAGGACAAAGAGCUAUCCAACCCCUACAUGGUGCUGGAUAUUGAUAAACUCUUCCAUGUGCGGCCUGUCACUCAAACAGACGUUUACCGUGCUGAUGCCAAAGAGAUCCCCAGGAUAUUCCAGAUUCUGUAUGCCAAUGAGGGAGAGUGUAAGAAGGAGCCAGAGUUCCCAGUGGAGCUGGCCAGUGGAGAGAAGUCCAGCUACAUCUGCCACAAGGGCCACGAGUUUAUCCCUACGCUCUACCACUUCCCCACCAACUGUGAGGCGUGCACCAAGCCCCUGUGGAACAUGUUUAAGCCUCCGCCCGCCCUGGAGUGCAGGCGCUGCCACAUCAAGUGCCACAAGGACCACAUGGACAAGAAGGAGGAGAUCAUCGCGCCCUGCAGAGUGAACUAUGACGUGUCCACGGCCAAGAACCUGCUGCUGCUGGCCGUGUCUCAGGAGGAACAACAGAAGUGGGUGGGACGUCUGGUCAAGAAGAUCCCCAAGAAGCCCCCGGCCCCCGAGCACUUUUCUCGCUCCUCGCCCCGUUCCUCCAUGAAGGUCCAGCCCAGCCAGUCCAUGAGGCGGCCCAGCAGACAGCUGCCCCCCAGUAAGAGCAGUCCUCCUAGAUCACACGCCCCCAGGAUGCGACGAGAAGACUCCAAAAGUGGCCAUCGACACAAAUCAUGACUUACCUCUUCUGUGUGUGUUUCAGUUUGACUAGUCAUUUUAAUGUAAAAGAGAAUGUGUUAUAAUAUGAUGUUUUGUACAUUUAUUUACAAUGACUUUUGACGUUUUGUAAUAAAACAUGCAAUCCAUUGGGCGGAGCUGUGUGGCUCUGAGAGGUUGUAUGUGUGAUAGCUGCGUGCUAUGGGGGGUCAUGCAAUGUUGUGGCGCAGGCAAUGUCGCGGAGCUGUGAGUUGGUUUGGAGAAACUAAUACUGUUUCCCUUUUUCUCUUUCUCCAGUUAACCUUACUUGGAAAUGUGGUUCAGGAUCGAGGUGGUGGGUGUUUCCUCCUAACACGCAAUCAAAAGACUAAUAACAAACAAUGUUCCACUUGGCAUUUCCUCCUUGCACAGCUUUGAUUCCACUUCACUCUUCCAGACGACUUCUCUUCCCAUUUCCACCUUGAUAGUCCUAUAGUAUUUGGCCUUGUGUCGAAUUAUCAGUUAUGUCCAGUCACUUCAACUGCUAGUCACCCAUGAACGAUGUGCCAACACGCCUACCUGUCGUCUGUGUGCAUAUGAAGAGCAACUUCUCUCCAAGUUCCUUUAGGAGAGGGGCGGUUGGAUGUCAAGGCCAUGGGAAGGGGUUUGGCUUUGGGCUUUGUGUAUCCCGAUUUUCACUCAACACAGAACAAUAGCCUCAAUUACGCCAAACAGAGGGUUGAAGCACUUACCUUGACAACACUUAAACAGAAAUUCCUCAUUGGAAAGCAGAGAUCAAGAGGUAAGCGAUUUGAGGUGCUCUGCCAACCUGAAUGCUUGUGGCUGAGGCAAAGACAUUUUAAUAAUACAGUUUACAAUUACAAGCCAUCAUAAGUAUCUAGUGCAGAACACUACGCCCACAAGAGAAUAAUACUGUAAACUGGUAGGUGGAUAGAGCUGAAGUUCAGAUGCUAACACUGACCUUAUAGCACUUCACCCUGGCAAUUGCCUUAAUGUACUUACCACGCAGCAUGACAAUUAUUAGAGGGAAAUGUUUACUGCACCAGCUGAAUGCAAUGGUGCACCAUUAUGCAGCAUUAAUAUCAUAGCUUGACUCCUUCAUUGUUUGAAUGUACGUCUGGGCACACCAGAGAUGAAACACAAGCAUUGUAUUACUUAGAAAUGAUACUGUUUAUUUUCUAUUCAAAAUCUACUUGAUGACCCCUCCACCAUCUUCUGUGUGAUGUUGCAUGUGUUUUACGUUUUGCCCCUAAGGUCUCAAAGUGCUGUUGACUACAUGCCUUUCCUUUUGGUGAAUGCACCCGUAGUAAGAAUGUUUUUUAUUCCUGUGAACAAGUGGGGGGAAAAUCGAAAGUUUACUUAUUUUUGUUGAAAAAAAAGAAGGAAAGUUUCUGCAAAUGUAUUCACAAGCUGAAAGUAUUGAAUAGUAACAUGCAAUAGAAGCUUUUCAAAUGUUUUUCUCAGAUAUUUUUGUAAAGAAUUCCUCUUUUGGCACGUUGUGUGUAUCUGGCUCAUACUACAGCUGGAGAGUGAUGUUGUGCUUUUGAGUGCUCUCCUUUAUCCAAGAAGCUUCUGAAAAGCACGUUUUAUACAUAUAAAUAUACACGGUAUAUAUUUUACAUGACGACAUACAGUGCACAUUGUAUUAUUUAUACUGCCUUGUCCACUUUGUAUUUAAAGGCGCAUCAUCCAGACUGCAUGUUUGAUAUUGCUAGAGUAAAGUUCAUGAUAACCUGUUGAACAAUAAAGAAAUGUAUGUGCCUUCUGGUU
Messenger RNA from Oncorhynchus gorbuscha (pink salmon), 6675 nucleotides. RefSeq names its product rho-associated, coiled-coil containing protein kinase 2a (gene rock2a). The coding region runs from base 700 to 4926 and encodes 1408 amino acids. The record is from RefSeq and is a predicted model, not a curated record. The transcript has 31 exons. Gene Ontology annotation, molecular function: Rho-dependent protein serine/threonine kinase activity; ATP binding; small GTPase binding. Gene Ontology annotation, biological process: actomyosin structure organization; Rho protein signal transduction; peptidyl-threonine phosphorylation. NCBI's taxonomy places the organism in Eukaryota, Metazoa, Chordata, Actinopteri, Salmoniformes, Salmonidae. Gene Ontology annotation, cellular component: centrosome; cytoplasm; cytoskeleton.